CUAGAAGCAACGCGACACUCUGGUCACGUGUUAUGACCGAGUAGGACGGCCAUCUUCCCUAAAACACAAACAACAAGAGCGUACUAGACAUCAACACGCAACGACCAUUGGAGAGGGAGAGAGAGCAAAACCCAGUAAAAACGGAACACGAUUCUCGAGGAGGAGCACAGAACACAAACAACUGCACAUGCAUCCCAAGUGAAGAUCGUCGAGUUUGACGGGGCGACCGGACAGUUACAUCGCAUCGACAGCUCCAGAAACACGAUAAAGGAGGGAGAGGGAUUGUCGGCGUGAGGAGGGGGUCACCAGCUGGGACCUGGUCCAUACAGCAUUGCCAGUACAACAGAAAGAGUUAGAAAGACACACACAAAUAGAGAAAGAGAGAAGCUUAUCGGGGUCAUAACUGCUUCUGGUAGCUGUAUUAUCAAAAGGUUCGUCUCUUCUUUUUUUCCGUCUCUUUGUCUGUUUCCUGUAGUCGAUCGACUUUAGACGUCAGUAUCAAAGCUCUGCAGUUUUUGCAGUCCGACAGGUAUUACUCAUUUUAGGGGGGUUUGAUUUCUUUUUUUUUUUCUUUUUCUUUUUUGUUUCCAUUUGCUUUUAUUUGUUUGUUUUCAUCGGCUGUGAACAAGAGAGCUCUUACCGUGUCUGACCUUUUGUAUUUGUGCUCUCCUGCGCACACACACCCUGAAUAAGGCAGCUAUAACCCUGCUUUCUCUUAAGUUGGCUACUUUGAAACGCACACACACACACACACACCUUUCAGCCCUCUCACCCAGACCUGGUCCAGCCUAGUCUUGCCUGCGCCACUCCCCCGGACAGGACUUUCACCUCUGAGAAGGAAGGAAGAAUAUGACUGCUGAAACACUUAACUUUGGCCCAGAAUGGCUCCGUGCACUUUCCAGUGGAGGCAGUGUGUCUUCCCCUCCUGCCUCUCCUGCUAUGCCAAAGUACAAGUUGGCCGAGUACCGUUAUGGCCGAGAGGAGAUGCUAGCACUUUAUGUCAAAGACAACAAGGUCCCUGAAGAAAUGCAGGAUAAAGAGUUUGCUGCUAUUCUGCAGGAUGAGCCUCAGCUGCCACUGGCACUGUUGCCUCUCACUGAAGAGGAGCAGAGGAACUUCUCCAUGUCUGUCAACAGUGUGGCUGUGCUGAGGCUUAUGGGCAAGGGGGGCGGGGCCGCCCCUGCUGGGGUGAACCGAGGCAGAGGCAGUGUGAGAGGCGGUCGAGGUCGAGGAAGAGGAGAGGGCGGUUUCUACCAAAGAAGCAGUGAGGAAGGAGAGGGCGGUUUUGGUCGUAGCGUUCGAGAGAUCCAUCGCAGCCAGAGCUGGGAUGACAGAAGUGAGAGACGUUUUGAGAAACCUCUGCGGAGGGAAGGUGUGCGUCUGGGUUUCGAGGAGGUGGGUGCGGGUGCCAGAAAGGAGUUCAUGCGCUCUGACAGUGACAACUGGCGCACGCUGAGAGAGGAGCAGGAGGAGGAGGACACAGGAGAGCCUGGUGGCAGCUGGAGACUCACCGGCGCACGAAGAGAUGAUGGUGGUCCUCGCUCCGCCGGUUGGCGCGAACACACUGGUCCGGGUGAAGUUCGCCGCAGGAAGUUUGACUUCGACUUCCGGGAUGGAGGGAGCGAGGGAGGCAGACGGAGAGCAGGCAGUGAAGGAGCAGAGGAGGAGAGAGAUGGUCUGCCAGAGUGGUGCACAGAUGAGGAAGAUGGAGAAAUGGGAACUUUUGAUUCUUCUGGAGCGUUUAUGUCCAUUAAGAGGGGCCCGAAAGACCCCAUUCCAGAAGAGGAGUUUGAUUUCCAGGGGUUGGAGGAUGAGGAAGAGGAAGGUGCUAAUCAAGAGAAGAAAAAUGGCGCUGGUGCUGAAAAAAGCGAGAAAGAUGUCAUUGACUCUGCUCCAGUGUCUGAAACUGAAGUGAAACCGGUUUCUCCUUCCCCUCCUUCUCCUCUCCCUCAGUCUCUUCCUGCUCCGGUCUCUGAGGCUGUGCCCUCUGCUGCCCCCUCUGGCCCGGAGGAGCCUCAGCCUGCCCCCUCCAUUCCCAACAAGCUACCAAGUGAAGUGUUAUCAGAGGCCAUGCUAGAUUUGAGCCCCAGUGCCUCCUCCAGUCUGCCUUCAUCGCCUCCCUCUUCGUCCUCUGCUGCUACUGACCUCCCACCACCGGGGGGUGAUAUUGAGGAUGAUGAGGGCAUGAAGCACCUGCAACAGGAGGCAGAGAAGAUGGUGGCAGCGCUCCAGGACACAUCUCUGGAGGAAGAGUGUUUCACCCAGACCCUUCAGGAGAGCAGAAACACGGCCUCUGCUCUUCCUCUCUCCCAUGACUCUGCCAUGAAAUGGUUUUACAAAGACCCACAAGGAGAGAUUCAGGGUCCUUUCAGUACAGUGGAGAUGUGUGAAUGGUUUCAGGCGGGGUAUUUCGCCAUGAACCUGCUUGUUAAACGUGGUUGUGAUGAGGGAUUUCAGCCUCUGGGAGAAGUCAUUAAGAUGUGGGGGCGUGUGCCUUUCGCCCCUGGCCCCUCCCCUCCGCCCCUCCUGGUGAGGAAGCAAGCCGACCUUCGCCCUCACCCACCCCGGGGGCCAAUCGGUAAUAUGGAUCAGGAGCGGCUGAAGAAGCAGCAGGAAUUAGCUGCUGCCACGGCUCUUUACCAGCAACUCCAGCAACAGCAGCUGUUCCAGCUCAUCAACAGGUGUGGAGAGCAGGGUAUGAUGCCUUCGUUAAACAGGUCGAUGUCAGUGCCAGAUACAGGGUCCAUGUGGGACAUGCAUACCUCAGCCUCACAGCCAGCAGGCGGUGAGGCCAGUCUAUGGGACUUAAUGAAUUCUUCAACUCAGGGUCCAAUUCUAGAACAGCUUCAGAAGCUACAUGAGAGAAGAGAAGCUGAACUCAGGGCCAAGCGUGAGGAAGAUGAGAGAAAACGGAGGGAUGAAAAAAGGCGAGAAGAGCAGAAAAGGAGAGAGGAGGAGGAGCUUUACAGGCGCAAACAGCAGCAGGAUUUGCUGAUGAAGUUGCUCCAGCAGGCUCCGCGCCAGGGUUCCUCGGGCUCCGGGUCGAGCUGGAGCGGAGGAUCCAUCCCUGGGCUGGGAAAGCAGACCAAGCCCCUCAACCUCCUGGAUGUCCAGCAGGAGGCUGAAAGAAUGCACAAGCAACAGCACAGAGUCCAACAGCAGCAGAGGUGGAGUGAUGCCUCUUCGUUGUGGGGAGCGGCUGGAUCUUUGGAAGCAAAGGUGGGUGGUGGCAGCCCCUCUGGAGGAGGGAUGGGAGUCUGGGAUGAGGCCCUCAAGAACCAGAGCACACUUCGCAACAACAUGGGGCUGAAGAACAGCCGCAGCAGUCCCUCACUGAGUGAGCAGUACAUGAUGAGAGGCCGUAAACACACUGAGGAGGAGGAGCGGCUGUUGAAGCUCCUGCAGGGGAUGAAGUCUCAGGAUGGCUUCACCACCUGGUGUGAACAGAUGCUGCAUGCGCUCAACACCUCCGCCAAUAACUCCUCCUCUUCCCAGGACGUGCCUACCAUUGUGGCGUACCUGAAGGAGGUGGAGUCCCCGUAUGAGGUGUUGAACUUUAUCUGCUCCUACCUGGGCGACACUGUCGAAGCCAAAGAGUUCGCCAGACAGUUCCUGGAGCGCCGUGCCAAACAGAAAGCUAACCACCAGAGACAGCAGCAGCAGCUCUCCAAAGAGAUGGCUGGACUUAGCAUGAACAACUUCCCUCUGCAGGAGACUGCACGUGGAAUGAACCCCAGUGCCCUGCAGUCAGUGUUUUCUGGGAAGGGGGGUGUGGUCUAUGAUCAGGCAGCAAAGCUGAAGAAGAAACAGCCCAUGAUGCUGCACUCUGACCCGAGCAUCUUAGGGUACUCAUUCCAUGGUGGCUCUGAUCGGUAUGGUCUAAACGAGAUGGAGAUGGUGGAGGAUUACUGAAUCCACAGCAAUAGCUACACGAGGCCUUUAAACCCGCGGGUCCACCUAAUCAGACUCCGCAAGUCGAAUGUGCACUGCUUUGAGGGAGAGGGGUUUGGGGAUAAGCCAGGAGUAAGGUAUCAGUUUAGGGUGGGUUGGUGGGUGGGUUUUGCGCUGGGAAUAGAAGAAUGUAAUUCAACAGGGAAGGGGAACAGGUGUGAAUUUAUUUUUGUGUGUGUGUUUUCGGGGGAUGGGGGGGGUGAUAAAGUUCUGGCACUUACAGCAUUAAGCACCUUACACUCAGACUAAUGCACUUUAUUAAGAUAGAGGUUUUUUUCCUUUUUUCUUUUUUGAGAAGAUUUACUUGUAUAUUUAUGUGGUAUGCUUCAGAAAUGUUACCACAUAUAUAUAUACUGUGUGUGUGUGUGUGUUGAAUCAGAACUGGAGUUUGUGCUGGGAGGAAAUGGUGGCGAUUGGGGGACCAUUGCGUGUUUCAGUUCAGACAUUAUCAGAAAAACAAAUCCUCUCUUUAAAGACAAACACUGUUGUUUUUUUUAUAUACAUAUAUAUAUAUAUAUAAAGUUUUUAUUAAAAAACACAAAGCUAUUAUAAAAAAAACUUUGAUUAUAAAACUUGAAGAUUUGCACUCACAUAAAAUGCAAGUUAAAAAGAAAAAAAAAAUGCGUUAGAUAUAAUAGAGAUGAAUAUUUUUGUGAUUGUGUGCCUGUGUGUGUAUGUCUAUACACGCAUGUUUGCUCGAGACGAAUGGGAGUGUGUGUGUGCGAGCGUGAGCGUUUAAAACAUACCAGUCUGCACAAUGUAUUUUUUUUAAAUCGCUUACUUAGACGUAUGAUCAAAACAGGCCAUUUCGUCAUUCAGAGUGAUUUUCUUUUCUUUUUUAUGAACCGAAUGCGUGAAUGUGAAUGCUUGUGUGCAAGAGGAGCCGUGUGUAUUACUCCUCUUGUAAAUGUUUAGUAUGUGAGUGAAUGAAUGAAAGAAAGAAAGACAGAGAGAGGGGGGCAACGGCACAACACAUCCUCUUUCACCAGCCCUUCAAUUCCCCAACAAAGAAAGACCUCUAGAUUCAAACACAAAAGCUUUAGCCCAUUUUACGCCAACCAGCACUCUUUAGUUUUUAUGGUAGGGAGUGCAAGAGACGUCUUUUCCUGCCUCCGCUGCCUCAUCUUUGCCUCUGUGAGGUUUAAGGACAUGUCAUUAGCAUCAUUGUUUUGUUUGUGUGUUGUUGAAGAGCUCAAUCUUGUAUACCUUUAGGAAAUGGUUACUUGUGGUACAUGCGUUGCGUCGCGUGUGUGUGUGUGUGUGUCUGUGGUUUUUUUCUGUCACCACAUGUGUGCCUAAGAUCUAAAGGGCGAAUGAUUAGACUUCAUUGCUGCCAUUGAGACAUUAUUUUUUUAGCAAAGGGGCGUGGUUUCCUUUGGAAGGCUCCGCCCCCACAUGCCUCCCAUGCUUAUGAACCAAGAGCCUAUCUCUGUACAGUUCUAUUGUAGCCUGGGGAUGCUUGGAUGAAAAAUGUUUGCUAUUUGGAGGAUGUGACCUAACAUUGCCUUUCUGUCCACUCUUGCUCUCGAGUGACUGAGGUUUUGACUAUUUCUGGCUGAAAAAAAAAAAAAAGAUCGCAACAAACUGUGCAAGUGCACUCAGCGGUGCACAAAAUGUUUGUAUAUUUUGUUACUUGUUCAUUGUUGUUGUCGACGACAAUGAUGGUGAUUUAUUUUUUCUUUUAAUGUUAUAUAUGAUUAUAUAUGAAUCUAUGAAUAGAAACAAAGUAUUGGACUACAAAAGGAAGAGCACUUGGGGCUGCUACUUUUUUUUUUCAUUUAGAAAAGUUUCCUUGGAUUUUUUUUUAGUUGCCACCAUGUGAAGUGCAUUUGUGUACUUUUUUCUUUCCUUCUUAAAAAAAAAAAAAAAAAAAAAAAAAAAAAAUUGUUGAAUGUAUUCCACAAAUGUAACGGUGUAGAUGGAGUUGCUCAACACGGGAUAUUAAAGCGUAAUCAGCGGGACAUCACCAGGAGCGAAAUCGAAAAGGCUACCACAAAAACACACUGCCUCUACAAUCCUGUUCAUACAGACUUUGACUAUGAAAAGAUAUUCUAUUCCAUACUGGAGUUUUGGUUGUUUACAAACCGCACAGACAUUUGUGGGUGCUUUUUUCCCCCUUUGUUUUUGUGGAGAUUGAAUAUGCGAUUCUGCAGUUGAGAAUCAUUUUGUCGGGGAGACUUUAAUGGCAUGACGUCAGACCCUUCCUUUGCAUGUGGAUAUGAGUGCAGCCUAUAUAACUUGCUGACUGAAACAAACUUGGAUCGCUGGAACACAAGUAACGGAAUUACAUCAAAGAUUUCUUCAUGUACCUUUAUCUUACGGACUGGGUGUGCUUUGAAGAAUCAUAAAGGCGACCAUAUUUGUUUACCGAACUUCUGUUCGUUUGUUUACCUUUGACUAAUCUUUCUUUGUAAUGGAAUCAAAUUGAUCAUCAAGACAGAAUAAAUGCUUUAUGUACCUGGAAAGAAGGCAAAAAUCAAGACGGCACAGAUGACCUCUUGGUACUGUAAGAUGCAUAUUGAAUGCUUAAACGUUUUCCCUUUUACCCAAUCAUUUUUUGGCUUGUGGAUUACUUCGGAUGGACGUAUCUGUGAUGGGUGUUGAUGAGAAGAACAACAAAAGAGCAUAUGUGUUUUUUUUUUUCCCCUCCCCUCCUUCUCUGAGGGGUGUCAUGGCCAUCAUCUUCAUAAAGUUGACAAAGGGACUAGCACUGCCCUGAUACCCUCACUAUGCACUUUUCCUUUGCUUAAAACUGUGAGGAACUUUCACUCGGGCUCGGAGAGCGCAGACAGAACGCAAGACGCCCGCUUUCUGUCAGCAGAUGGACGCUUCGAGGGAUUUUGACGCCCUUGCAUGAAACUCAUUUUCCUUACGGUGGUUGUGUCUCAGUCUGCUCGAGAACGCCACCAAGCAAGCUUUACCGUAAAUGGAUAAGGGAAGUUUCAGACACAUUAGGACUUGUGGAAAAAUCCUUGGAAUUUUCCCGUGGAGGAUUUUCACUGAACAAUGUUGAUAUUUAAGACUAUACAUAUAGUCUCCAAACUUGGUUACAAUGUGGAGAUUCAGAACAGAUUUACUCAACAGUGUUCUCCGUUAUGUAAAAAGGAUUAAACUGCUUGGUCCAGGGUGCUAGCCAUGGCAAAAAGGUUUUUUUUUUUUUAUUUUUUUUUUUUUUUUUGUGGACUGGAAUUGAUUAUUUCGUAGAUGACUGAAAAUACUUUAAAAAAGAAAAAGAAAAAAAAAAGACUUGAGGAGAGUUUUUUUUGCAUUGGAGAGAAAGAACCAAUAAGCUCCAUCAGCUCUAUCGCCACCUGCUGACUGCAUGGCUGAAGUUCACCUUUACCUUGAAGUAGUUACUGUUCUACAACACCGUCUGUUUGAUCUUUGCUGUUCCAGAUCUUCAGAUGAAAUACGGAGGCUCUCCAGUGCUUCGUGUUGCGUCUCCAGCUCCCUUUAAUUCCUGUCCUCAUCCUUUAGAGAAAGAUCCCAAGGUCAGGAAUUUCAAACGGCACGUGAAAUGAUGACUGCGUGACAAGGACUAAAAGCCCCGGAGGAAGUGGAGGCCUGCAGUUUCAUUGCACCGUAUUCGGACUACUCAGAGGAACGUGUUUCCCUGCUAGGAGGAGGGAGUGAACCGUGAAUGCUGGAACAGCGAACUAUGAGAUCUCCAACCUGCACAGAAUAGUUCUGCUCGAGAGCAGCCAGGGUCAAACACCGCACACACAUUAAUAACUGAAAUACACCUGCAUACACACACAUCCAAAAAAGGAACUGUUGAUCUCACACACACACACACACACACACACACACACACAGACAUGGCUUAACACAGUUCUACUAAACUUCAUCUCUGGCUGCCAUGUAAAUAAUGUAUAUAACCCUUUUUCCUUUCUCUGUUUGGUUUCAGAUUUGUUUGAUUUUUUUUCUUUUUCUUCUCUUUUAUGACAUGCCUUAACAGUUCAGUUUUGCCUAUUAAGGCACACUUAAGAUGAGUAAAACAAAAAAAGUGUUAACAGUCAGCGAGACUAGCUCCGUGACGUAAUAGCGUGUGAUUUUAUUUAAGAAACCCUUGACACAUUAUGAACCUGCGAAAUGAUUUAUAUAACAUUACAAAUGAUCCCCACAAAAGAUGUGUGAUUAAUUCUUGGUUGUAACUGGACGAGUGCGAUGAUACACCCUAAUGUUAAAAAGCUUUGCAUUUUCAGUACUCGGAGCAAAAACGUUUCCAGGUCAGAAUUGUGUGUCAAAUGUCUUGAUUUUUGAGCUCAAAAUAGACGUGGCUGUGUUGAAGUACUUUCACUAACACAUGCGUGAGUGUCAGCUUCAGCUGUUACUGAGAUGAAGAUCAGAAAGAGGAUGGGAUUUGAUGGUGGAGGUGCUGCACAUGUCACUCUCCGAGUGCGUUGUUGCCCUUUUAAGAUGAUUAAUCGUGUAAUGUUGCAGGUCAGAUUAAUGUCUUUACUGGUAUGCAAAAAUCCAUGUUUUAAAAUGAUGAUAAAAAAUACACAUUUCUCAUAUUUAUUGAUUCAGUGAGUGAUGCAACAAUACCUUUUUGACUGGCACAGAGCUGUGUGUUCAUGUUAAAGUGAUCAACUGAAUAGUAGCGACACUGACUGAUUCUAAAUCAUAAGAUCUUAUACUAGUCAUCUUUAUUACUACACGCAUCCGAGGUGGAUGUCUUCUGAGAUAUCCAGAGAUACAACAAUUCAAGAAAGGCCACAAGAAACCAUUUUGACAAUAAUGUUUGAAAAUUCAUUAUGUAAAUAGUUUUUGGGGUUUCUGGUUUGUUUGAAGAAAAACAAUAAAUACUUCAGAAAGAAGCA
Messenger RNA from Cyprinus carpio (common carp), 8774 nucleotides. RefSeq names its product GRB10-interacting GYF protein 1-like. NCBI's taxonomy places the organism in Eukaryota, Metazoa, Chordata, Actinopteri, Cypriniformes, Cyprinidae. The transcript has 26 exons. Gene Ontology annotation, molecular function: protein binding. Gene Ontology annotation, biological process: insulin-like growth factor receptor signaling pathway. The record is from RefSeq and is a predicted model, not a curated record. The coding region runs from base 850 to 3912 and encodes 1020 amino acids.